GUCUGACCGAUCUCUCCAUUUUGCAAAACAUUUUCCCCAACUGCCAAACGGAGCCUUCCUUCUUCUUCUUCUUCUUCUUCCAUGUAAAGCCUAAAGCCAUCACCAUGGUUCAGUUACCGCCAUUGCCACUCUGCUCUCUCUCAUCUUCCUUCUCUUCUUGAUUCUUCAAUCCUUCUCUCUCUUCCUCACAUCGCAAAAUGUCGUCGUCCUCUUCUUCGUCUUCUUCUUCCUCCUCCUCCUCCUCCUUUCCGCCCCUCUCUUCUCCUCCCUCGCCGUCUCUUCAGAGGAGCAUGAGCAUCCAGAAUUCGGAGGCCGAGCGCCGUCUUCGUGAGGCCGAAGACCGCCUCCGGGAAGCUAUUCACGAGCUUCAGCAUCGCCAGCGCAAAGUUGCGGCUUGUGGAUCUCGUCACCCGAGCCGGGAACAACCCCCGCCCUGUGAUCAUGCCGACUCCUCCUGUGUCGCUAAUGCCAUUGGUAAUCUCUGCCAGACCUUCCUCCUCUCUUAUGGUGUUCGAGUCGGCAUUGGUAUACUUCUCCGGGCUUUCAAGCUCGCGCGGGGACACUCCUAUUCCUCUAUCCUCGAUCUCAAGCAACUUGUCUCAGAGAAAGACUUGAUAGUGAGGGAAGAGGCAUGUCGUAUUGGUUUGCUUUUUGGUGGCUUCACUGGGUCUUAUCAUGCCCUCAGAUGCUUUCUUAGAAAGUGGAGAAAGAAAGAGACACCGUUAAAUGUAAUUUUAGCAGGUUCACUGGCUGGUCUGUCUGUUUUAGCAUUGGACGACUCAAAUCGGAGGCGUACUCUUGCUUUAUAUCUUAUGGCUAGACUUGCUCAGUGUGCCUAUAACUCAGCGAAAUCCAAGAACAAGUUCCACCUCUGGGGAAGUCAUUGGAGACAUGGUGAUUCUCUGCUUUUUGCCAUGGCAUGUGCACAGGUUAUGUAUGCCUUUGUAAUGCGUCCUGAGAGCUUGCCAAAAUCAUACCGGGACUUCAUUCAAAAGACAGGGCCAGUUGCCGAACCUGUUUAUAAGGCUGUAAGAGAUAGUUGUAGAGGCUAUCCUGUGGAUGUUGCUUCACUUUCUUCUUACUUGUCAGAUAAGAAUAAAUCUGGCAAUGUAAAUCUAGAGGAAUUUCCCUCCAUCAUUCCAUGUAGUAUAAUCCACCCAGUCUCAAGUUCAUGCAUGGCUCACACUUCGAAGGCAGCAUCAGCCACAUUCAAGAAGACAUUUCCGCUUUACUUCUCUUUGACAUUUGUGCCAUUUGUUGUUCUGCACCUACAUAAAUUCAUGGAUGCUCCUGGUCGUACCUGUUGGCUUGCUGUCAAAGGUGCAGUUCGCUCAACAAGUUUUUUGUCUGCGUUUGUUGGCAUUUUUCAGGCGGUAAUUUGUUUGCAUAGGAAAGUUGCAAUCAAGGACCACAAACUAGUAUAUUGGCUUGCCGGUGGAAUAUCUGCCCUCUCAGUUCUUUUAGAGAAGAAGGGAAGACGAUCCGAGCUAGCUCUGUAUGUUCUUCCCCGUGCAGUAGAUUCUUGGUGGUAUAUCUUGGUCAACCGCCACCUGCUUCCUAAUAUAAGAAAUGCUGAGGUCUUCCUAUUUUCAAUUUCCAUGGGAGGAAUCAUGUAUUACUUGGAAUACGAGCCAGAUACUAUGGCUCCAUUCCUCCGGGGUCUGAUUCGCCGCUUCCUCGCGAGCAGAAUCAGCAAUUCAGGCACAUCUUCCAGUCGAGAUGUUUCUCACUCGUAUUUAAACACACUUGACGCCAUGAAGAAACCAAAUUUAGAAGAUUCCAGAGAAGUCGAAGCUGCACGGUCCAAGAAAUAUAAUCUUGAAUCAAUACCAGGCUUAUAAUAAACAGAAGCUACAAAAUGCAAGGUGAUGGUACAUGCUUGACUUUUUCUUUUAAUAAAAUUCGAUUGAGUUGGUUGAUUGAAAAAUUAACUAUUUGGCCAACAAUCAAUUUUCUUCGUAUACAAAACAGUGUCAUUUUAUUUUCUAAUAUCUUGACAUAUAUCUAUUGUGCUGGAUGCCUACCAGAACAAUGAGAUUGAAGGAAAGGUUAGGCAGGAAAUUUUAUCCGUUGGAAUUCUUUCCUUUAGUUCUUUGGUCUGGUUCCACUUGAUUUUGGGCUUCUUUGGUUUUUUAAAAAUACCUGAUGUAUCCUUUCAUUUGCUCUAUGAAAGUAUGGCUAUGCUAGGAUGUUGUUGAUACUCAUGUGGUUUUUAAUUCAGUCCUAGAACUUUAACUUGGGAAA
Messenger RNA from Momordica charantia (bitter melon), 2244 nucleotides. RefSeq names its product Mitochondrial import inner membrane translocase subunit Tim17/Tim22/Tim23 family protein. The record is from RefSeq and is a predicted model, not a curated record. NCBI's taxonomy places the organism in Eukaryota, Viridiplantae, Streptophyta, Magnoliopsida, Cucurbitales, Cucurbitaceae.